This is a messenger RNA of Danio aesculapii, 1437 nucleotides long. Its product is annotated as prolyl 4-hydroxylase subunit alpha-2. The transcript is spliced from 12 exons. Gene Ontology annotation, molecular function: procollagen-proline 4-dioxygenase activity; protein binding; L-ascorbic acid binding. NCBI's taxonomy places the organism in Eukaryota, Metazoa, Chordata, Actinopteri, Cypriniformes, Danionidae. The coding region runs from base 80 to 1348 and encodes 422 amino acids. The record is from RefSeq and is a predicted model, not a curated record. Gene Ontology annotation, biological process: peptidyl-proline hydroxylation to 4-hydroxy-L-proline. Gene Ontology annotation, cellular component: endoplasmic reticulum.
GCGCUGCAUCAUUAGCACACAGUCUAGUUUUGGACUGAACAUUGUAAAACUGAACAUUCAGCUCAACUACAAGCUUGAAAUGGAAGCAAAGCGGAUGAUUUUGUUGCUGUCGACAUGCUGGAGUUUCUGUGGGGCGGGAAAUGAGUUUUACUCAUCAACAGAGACUUUAGAAAAGCUGAAGUCCGCAGCUCAGACUCUCCCCGGUGCAGAUGAUGUUGACGGUGUAGUGAUGGCUCUGGUUCGACUGCAGGAAAUGUACAGAUUAGAUCCAAGGAACAUCUCCUUAUUUUCUCAAAUGAGCCACAACUUCACACUGGAUCCAGAUGAAACUUUCCACAUCGCCAUGAUCUCCUAUCAUAAUCAUCAUUUACAGUAUGCGCUCCUCUGGAUGGAGGAAACCCUCAGGAAACUAGAUGAGGGUGAGGAAGCCACUGUGACUAAAGAUGAGGUGCUUUACCAGCUGGCUUCAUUUUCCUAUCAGCUGGCAGUGAUUCGGCUGUCAUCUGGACAAGAACCCACAAAUGGAGAUCUGCUUCAUCCUGCGCUUCACAAAAGCAUACUAGAGAGCGUCCAGACCCGGGAAUGGACUGCAAAAUACAUCCCUCACACUGACACGGAGAACACAUACGAGGCUCUUUGCACAGGAAGAAGAGUUACGAUGACGCCACAGAGAGAGAGAAAACUGGUGUGCAGGUACAGGACAGGAAGAGGAAACCCGCUGAUGCUCUUCAAAGAGGAAGUGGAGUGGGACCAGCCGAUGAUCCUACGAUACCAUGACUUUCUUUCUGAAGGAGAGAUCGACACCAUCAAAACACUGGCCAGACCCAAGCUUUCCAGAGCUCAAGUCAUUGAUGCAGUCUCUGGGAAAAGGGUUUCUGCUGCGUCCCGUGUGUCACAGAGUGCGUGGCUCUAUGAGGAUGAAGACCCUGUGGUCACUGAAGUCAACCAGAGAAUCGCUGAUGUCACUGGACUGAAGCUACAGACAGCAGAGAGCCUCCAGAUUGCAAAUUAUGGAAUUGGAGGCCAGUAUGAGCCACAUUACGACUCCAAGUUGACAAAUGACUCAGACUUUCAGCUCAGAGGAGGCCGGAUUGCUACUGUCCUUAUCUAUAUGAGCGAUGUGGACAUUGGUGGAGCAACAGUUUUCCCUGAUGUUGGAGCAGCACUUCAGCCAAAGCGAGGUUCAGCAGUGCUGUGGUUUAACCUGCUGAGGAAUGGGAAUGAAGAUGUCCGAACUUUACAUGCAGCAUGUCCUGUGUUUGUAGGCAGUAAAUGGGUUGCCAACAAGUGGAUUCGUUCGUAUGGGCAGGAGUUCAGAAGAAAGUGCUCCACAAUCAAAUCUGAUUAAAACACCCAGAUAAGAGACAGAGAAAAUAAAUCAUGCUCCAAGAUGCAGUGAAGAGACAAUGUGAUGUUAUGAAAAAAGUGUGUGUGUGU